Molecule: messenger RNA, 2160 nt
Organism: Daldinia childiae
Lineage: Eukaryota; Fungi; Ascomycota; Sordariomycetes; Xylariales; Hypoxylaceae
Exons: 2
Coding region: 1-2160 (719 amino acids)
Biological process (GO): chromatin remodeling
Cellular component (GO): Swr1 complex
Molecular function (GO): ATP-dependent H2AZ histone chaperone activity
Source: RefSeq, a predicted model, not a curated record
AUGGAGAGAAAACGAAAGCUACCGGCGAGGGCUGCCGCAAGAGUUGAACAUGUCUCCAAAAAACGAACUGCAACACCUCCCGAACGAUCUGUAACUCCAGUUCCAGCAUCGGCAUCGACUCCGAUAUCUACUGAAAUUGUUCCGGAAGACCCCCCUCUACCAAAAUCUAUCCAGGCCGGUAAUCCCUUACCGACCGUUGAACAUCCGCAACCCGAUGAUCUCUUAAGUAAAGAUUAUCAAUCCAUUCAAGAAAGUGGUGUCCUAGCUGAAUCACUCUUAAGAUCGCGUCAAAAAUGGGCUCACGAAGGCGUCUUUGAGAAAUAUUGGACCAAACCCACGAAACGGAAAGGCGUUGUGAAAGAGGACCCCAACAACCCCCCUAAAGAUAGUAUGACCAAGAUCGGUCAAGUUACAAUUACUGUCGAGCCUCACGUUCUCGAAGCCACCAUGUACGCUGUCAAAGAUCCGAAACCUGCGCCUACUACCAACUCUACUUUCCGACCCAUCGUACAAUAUGGUCCUCCAAAUGGCGCCAUGCCCCCUCCUCCGAAACCGAGUACACCAUCCACACCGAACGCACCGAUAGCCUCACCUUCACAGCCGCCGGCUCAGCCACCCUCGCAGUCAUCAUCGACAGCGCAACCGCCAGUACAAGCGCAAGGCCAGACACAAUCUCAGUCGCAAACGCAGCAGUUAGAUAUGCAGCGGCCUCCAUCUACCACUAUACCUCCUAAUAAACCAUUAGCCUCCCCACGUGGUCUAGAGUCGGUCCUUGCCGCUCCUCAGCACCCACCGACGAUCCCUCCCACGACAGGCCCCUCACAGCCAGUACCCCCUCAGGCUAGAGGGCCCUCUCAACCCGCAUUGAGUACCAACCGACCGCUACAUGCUCCUAACUCAGGAGCAACUACGGCUGUUACGGGACCGCCUGUCCCCGCACCAGCCAAGUCUUCUACGCCAGCUGCAAAACCAGCAACGCCGACUGCUCCCGGUGCUGAUCCCAUAAUAGUUACGCUUGCAGAGAGAGCAUCUGAAGAUCCCCAACUUCGUGAUCUUAUGAAACGCGUUGCUAUUGGCGACGCCGCACCCGCUGAGUUGGCACACUUUCAAAAGAUAAUUGACCAGAUUACCGCCGAUUAUAAGAAAAAGGGGGGCCAACAAGGCCCAUCAGCGGAUAGGCUCAUCGUAGAUGGAAGAACGGUGAAGUAUUUCGCCGACGAGGUCCGAACUAUACUUGAAAUCGUUCUCGCUUCCAACCCGAACCAGAGAUCUAAUGACCUGAGGACACCACAAGGAAGCGAUCCAUUAGUAAUUCUGCUCUUGAAGAAGGCCUUGGAUGACGUGACUACGCGGGACAUUGUUAAGAGAAUAGCUGAGGGCAAAACUAGAUUCACAGAUACCACAGAUUUGAAGACAACUCUUGAUAAGCUGAAGGAUCUUGUAGUGAAGGAAACCUCAAAGCCUCAGCAGGUAACACCAGGGGCUUCUCAGACAACGGCUACGAAUGGGGUAGAGAGUCCUACUGUACAAACCAGUUCUGUGUCGAGAAAGGCAUCACUUACUGGGCCUGGACAACCUACUCAUGCAUCUAGUUCCCAGCAAGCGCUACGCUCAAAGGGACCACCACCAUCUAUUAAGCCCGAUAUCUCGGCCAUCGUACUGGAAUUUUCUGGAGGUACCGGUGACAGGUACUUGUUCCCUAAGUACAGCAUCAUCGAAUAUGUCAACCCUACUCAGGCCGUUGCAUCCUUCCUCAUAGUACGUAAGGGAAGCAAGCUGGAGUACGGAGGAGAUCCCGCAUUGGACUAUUAUCAGCCUGUGACGAUCCGGAUAUAUGCCCAGUCCCCUAAACACCUAGAGAGUUUGGCCAGGGUGGUUGCUCCUCAGGAUGAGGUGCGACGCUACAUGGAUGAUAUCAUGGAUAAUAUGACACGGGCUGAGUACGUUCUUCUCGCAAUGCGUCUGCCAAAAGCGGAUAAGGAGGAGCAAGCAGAGGAGGGCACUAGUACGCCAAAGGUAGAUCCGGCAAAUCAGCCUCAACAGUCUAAGGUACUGUGGAACAACAAGGUUCCUUCUACGGCAACUCCGCCGCAGAAACCUAUAACAAAACCACUAGGUGAGGACGAGCAGUACCAGAGCUUCAUCGCCACUGUAAGCUAG